CUUUGGGUACUAAUAAAUGCUUCCUGACCGACAAUUUUAAUAAUUUUAAUAAAAAAAAUGUUAAAGCAUAAAAUAUCGAUUAACUAUCUUGGUUUUUAGUGUUAUGCUUGCAGUUUAUUCUUUUUAACUUUUACAGGUUUAACUGAUUUUCUGGAGUUUAUUCACAAUGGACAACCAGAUUGACUACAAACAGAAAUACAAAGUCUUGAAGAAAAAACUGAAGUUUCUAGUAUAUGAGCAAGAAUGUUUCCUGGAAGAGCUGCGAAAGUCCCAACGACGACUGCUUCGUGUGUCCAGAGACAGAAGUUUUCUGCUGGACCGGCUGUUACAGUACGAGAAACUGGAGGAUACCUCGGGAGACUCUGACCUGACAGCGUCCAGCGACAGUGAGCCUGAAACCAUCAAACAGGAGGGCAGCUCGGGCAAAAGGAAGCGUGCCAGUCUGCCUGCAGGUCUGGAUCCCUCCACGGUCCUGGGUGGAAUGAGUUAUACAUCUCUCAUACAACAGCAAGGACAACAAAAGAAGAAACCCAAGCAGACCAGUGUGAAAAAGAAACCAACAAAGAAGCCGGCCAAUACCAACCCGAUGUCAAGAGCGGAGCUGGAGCGCCACCUAGAGUCCAAACAGGAGAUAUUCGGCAUCGGGAAAACACCUGACUUCCUGCCCUCUGAAAUCUUCAGCAACGAAAAUUCCAACUUGGACAGUGACGUGAUGUUGGACAUCAAGGAUGAAGAUGAUGAUGAAGAUCUGAUCAUUGACACCCCUCACUGAGGCACAUAGGAGUGGGGGGCGUUGUGUGGUACAUUUAGGGGAAAACUAAGGCAUAGAAGAGGGGGUCGUGUGAGACAUUUAGGGGUUAAUUAAGGCAUAGAAGAGCGGGGUUGUGUGGAACAUUUAGGGGUUUACUAAGGCAUAGAAGAGAGGGUCAUGUGGGAAUCGUAAGGGGAGAUCUGGAUAUAGAAGGGGGGUUGUCUUAUACAUAUGGGUGUUGUGCAAAACAUGUAGGGGGAGGGGUAUCACUAAGGCACAAUUGCAGGAGGGGGGGGGUUUGUCUGUGAAACAUGCAAGUGGCGGGGUAUCUUUUUAGCGCAGGGGGCAUGUGCAUAUUGCUGAUGUGUACAUUGUGGGUGUAAUUACAUUUGAAAAAAAAAACAACACACGCUUUUAUUGAUAACUUUAUUAAGUUUUUAUACGCCCGUUUUAAAAUACGGGACGAAUUAUAGUUUCACCCUUGGAGGGCCGCUGGCGGGCGGCGUUCACAGCAGUGUCCGCUCUCUAAUUUCAAAAGUUUUCAUACGAUCUUCACCAAACUUAGUCAUAAGUUGUGUUUAGACAAUUUCUAGGUCAAGUUCAAAUAUGGGUCAUGCUGGGUCAAAAACUAGGUCACGGGGUCACUAAGUGCAUUUCAAGGAUUAAGCAUGGUGUAUGCUCUCUAAUUGAAGUAGUUUUCAUCCGAUCUUCACCUAAUUUGGUCAGAAGUUGUGUCUAGAUGAUAUGUAGGUCAAGUUCAAAUAUGGGUCAUGCAGGGUCAAAAACGAGGUCAUGAGGUAACUUGGGGCAUUUCAAGCAUUUAGCAUGGUGUCCGCUCUCUAAUUGAAGUAGUUUUCAUCCGAUCUUCACCUAAUUUGGUCAGAAAUUGUGUUUAGAUGAUAUGUAAGUUAAGUUCAAAUAUGGAUCAUGCUGGAUCAAAAACAAGGUCACGAUGUCGCUUAGUGCAUUUCAAGCAUUAAGCAUGUUGUCCGCUCUCUAAUUGAAGUAGUUUUCAUCUGAUCUUCAGCGAAUUAAGUCAGAUGUUACGUCUCAAUGAUAUCUAGGUCAAGUUUAAAUAUGGGUCAUGCCGGGUCAAUAACUAGGUCUUGAGGUCACUAAGUGCAUUUCAAGCAUUGAGCAUGGUGUCCAAACCUUUGAACGGGCGUAUCUUGUGACAGUUUGGCACUCUUGUUUAAUGUUACCUUUUAUUGCUUUCUUCAUUAACUAUGCUGCUCUGCUACAAGAAGUUAUUAUGUGCUAGAAGAUGAACUUUAUGCCAUACAGGCCUUUAUGAAAUAUAUCAUUGUUUUUUUUUGUGUCAGUAAAAACAUAUAGACUAUUUUUUAUGUGUGUUUCGCAUUUUAGUUUAUAAACAUUAUGAACAUAUGUUCCAAUUGCAUAAAGAUCCAUAAUGGUUAUGUAACACCAAAAUAUUUAAUAUAUUUCUGAAUGUACAAUGUAAAACAUUAAAAAUUUAUAUAAUAUAAUACCUGUUUAUAUUAUCCAAGCAGCUCACCUCAUUUGUACCAAAUGACAGUCAUAAAUUGCAAUUUGAUUGCAUACGUGCCAACAAUAAACUCAAAAUAUCCUAUUUUAGUCUGUUUAAGACCCCUAUACUUUGAACUAACAAAUUCGUUGGCCAUUAUUUGCAAACAAGAUGGUAAAUCUCUUCUAGUGUGAUAAUUUAUUGGUUGCAAAUUCCAUACGUAACACUGUAUGCAGUAAAACACUUUGUAUAAACCGAGUUUUAUCCUACAGCUAAAUGAUUUUAUAGAACAAAUACGACUCAUAAAUAAAAGAAAAAAAUAUUUCAGUUGAGUAAAAAUUCGCGGAACUAAAACCUGAAAAAUGGACUAUAACAGCUAAACUAGUAAAAAUUUAGUGGUUUUUAACCUACUUAAACUUAAACAAAUAGUGGUUUUGAUCUAAAAUAACACUGCGGUCAUUUCAUUGUUUGUUUAGAGUGAUCUUAUAUGCAUUGUUUGUUAAGAGUGAUCUUAUAUGCAAUUGUAUAUAUGCGAACAAUAUUUGAAUAUUAUAAUGGUCACAUGUCUUAUUAAUCUAAUUAAAUCUAAUUAUUCCAGAAA
This is a messenger RNA of Dreissena polymorpha, 2838 nucleotides long. Its product is annotated as INO80 complex subunit E-like. Gene Ontology annotation, biological process: chromatin remodeling. The record is from RefSeq and is a predicted model, not a curated record. NCBI's taxonomy places the organism in Eukaryota, Metazoa, Mollusca, Bivalvia, Myida, Dreissenidae. The transcript has 8 exons. Bases 167 to 772 code for a protein of 201 amino acids. Gene Ontology annotation, cellular component: nucleus; Ino80 complex.